This is a messenger RNA of Mytilinidion resinicola, 1072 nucleotides long. Its product is annotated as HET-domain-containing protein. The record is from RefSeq and is a predicted model, not a curated record. Bases 110 to 1072 code for a protein of 320 amino acids. Lineage: Eukaryota; Fungi; Ascomycota; Dothideomycetes; Mytilinidiales; Mytilinidiaceae. The transcript has 2 exons.
AUCUUGAGCUCGGCAACUCAUCAUUAUCACUUCUCAUCUGCUACCACGGUUGUCGCAACUCCAUUGUGAGCACAUCUCUAGCCGGGCUCAUGAUCUCUGCCCGCUCGCCAUGAGACUGAUCCACGCUCGAAGCAUUCAACUUGUGGAUGUCAUCGAAGAAAGCAGGCCGCUCUAUACCAUUCUAUCACAUACUGGGGAAGAAAAUGAGGUUUCAUUUGAAGACAUGCAAGGCCCUCAUGCGACCAGUAAAUCGGGAUAUGGCAAGAUCAAGUAUGCUUGCCAGCAAGCGCUUGAAGAUGGAUUAGAGUAUGUGUGGGCCGAUACUUGCUGUAUCAAUAAAAGUAGCAGCACCGAGCUAUCCGAGGCCAUAAACUCGAUGUUUCGUUGGUAUAAGAACGCGUGGGAUUGCUACGCCUACCUCGCGGAUGUACAUGUACAUGGCUCCGACGUCCUCUCUCAAGACGCCAUCGACGCAGCAUUCGCGCAAAGUAGGUGGUUUAUAAGAGGGUGGACACUGCAAGAACUACUGGCACCUUCAGAAGUGCACUUCUAUUCUAGUGACUGGGGCAAGCUGGGCACCAGGUACACUCUUGCCGACUCUAUUUCAGCAGUUACCAAGAUUGAUCGCGCCUUUCUGCUAGACCGCGAGACCAUUGGACAAGCAAGUAUCGUAAAAAGAAUGUCUUGGGCAUCAGGGCGAGUGACCACUCGGCUAGAAGAUACUGCAUACUGUCUCCUCGGUAUCUUCGACGUCAAUAUGCCGUUACUCUACGGCGAGGGCGAGAAGGCUUUCAUCCGAUUGCAGGAAGAGAUCAUGAGACAUUCAGAUGAUCAAUCGCUCUUCGCAUGGGGUCAAGAGGAUGAACCGCAUUGGAUGAAAGCGAAUCCGACUAAAUAUGUACGUGGAUUGUUGGCAAGCUCUCCAGCCGAAUUUUCGACUUGCGGGAACGUUAUUCCCGACGAGUUUGCGGAAUUGGAGGAGCCGCACGCUCUCACGAAUAAGGGCGUGCGACUUGCACUUCCUGUUCUUCACCAUGCCUCUCAAGUUCAUCGGACGAGAUCAAGUGGCUAG